GAGAGAGAGAGAGAGAGAGAGAGAGAGAGAGAGAGAGAGAGAGAGAGAGAGAGAGAGAGAGAGAGAGAGAGAAAAAGGAGAGCGAGGAAGAAAUAAUAAAACAUAUGGGUUGGGAUUUUGUAACCCUUUGAGGUUUUUUGACAAGAGAAAGAAUAAUGAUCUCCGGAAGAAAAAUAAAAAAAAUAGACAAUUGGACGAGACCAUCAGACGAGGAGAUCGGUUUACGAGAGAAAGAGAAGUGAGAAGUUCUUCAUCCGAAUGUAACAAGUUUGGUUUUGUUCAUUGCUGUAAAGGAUACUGGGAAGGCACACACACGCAGUCCCAGUCGACUCCAAACUCUCUCACACAUACUACAGCUGGACAGAACCACAAAUGGAAAGAAUUUGUAUGAACUGAGGUGUCUCUAGGCCUGACAACACAACAGCAGUUUCAGCAGCAUGGCCACUUUAUCCUCCUCUUCCUCCUCCUCCUCCUCUUCCUCCUCCUCCUCCUCCUUCCCUCUCCCAAACUCCUCUUUCUCAUCCUUCUCCACUACCUCAUGGCCUCUCCCUCCCACGGACUCCCCCUCCUGCGACCUGGAUGACUCUGCCCUAGGCCUCCCCCUGGCCUUCCUGUACAGCCUCUUCUUCCUGCUGGGCCUGGUGGGCAACCUGCUGGCUCUGUGGGUCUUCUUCUUCCUCCACGGCAGGAACAACUCAGUGCGCGUGUUCCUCAUCAACGUGGCAGUGGCAGACCUGGUUCUGCUGGCCUGCCUGCCCUUCCGGGUGGUUUACCACGCCUUGGGGAACCGCUGGAUGCUGGGCUCCCGGGCCUGCAAGCUGGUGGGGAACCUGUUCUACAUGAACAUGUACAUCAGCAUCACGCUGCUGGGGUUCAUCAGCUUGGACCGCUACGUCCGGCUGAAGGGGCGGGGCAGGGAGCGGGGCGGGGCCCUGGGGCGGAGGCUGUGCUGGGGGCGGAGCUGCGGGUGGAGCUGGGUGCUGUGCGGGGUGCUGUGGUUCCUGGCGCUGGCCGGGCUGGUUCCCAUGGUGAUGACGGGGGAGGGGAACGAGGAGAAGGAGAAGUGUUUCCAGUACAAGCAGCGGCUCGACGCCAGAGACAAGGCGUACUUCAACAUGGCGCUGGUGGGGUUGUUCUGGGCAGUGUUCAUCCUGCUGGUGGUCUCCUACGGGAAGAUCGCGGCGCGGCUGCUCCGCGUGUCCGGGGCACGGCCCGACAUGCCCAACGCCCAGCGCUACGGCCGCACGGCCAGGAAAUCCUUCUUCGUCCUGUUCCUGUUCACCGUCUGCUUCGGGCCGUACCACGCCUUCCGCCCCGUCUAUGUGAUGUCCCAGCUCAGCCCGUCCUUGUCCUGCGACUACAAACGCCUAAUGGACCGGACCAACGAGGUGAUGCUGCUGUUCUCCGCCUUCAACAGCUGUCUGGACCCGGUGAUGUACUUCCUGUUGUCCAGCUCGGUCAGGAAGGCCGCGGUGCGGGCUCUCGGCGACCGCUUCACCAAGCGCAUCCACUUCCUGAACGACGGGACGUCCAACAGUUCCACCACGGAGUUCAGGAGGGCCUCGCUGUCACCUCAGGGCGGGCUGUACCCCUCACUCACCCCCAGGACCAGCAUCAGUCUCCUGAACUCCCCGCUCCGCAUCGGAGGGGCCUUGCCCUCGUCCCCCGGCACAAACGACCACAUUGGCUGACUGACUGACAAAGCUUUCAAGCGCCGGGAGUUUUAACAGGUGUUUAGAUUACUGCCGGGUCUCACGGCUGUUUGAAACGGCUGCAAGUUAAGCGAUUGUGUACUUUGUAACUGGGUUUUCAGUCUCUCAGCUUUAUGAGAAGCGACAGACAGCACAUUGUGAGUACUGCGACAUGCGAUGUGUUGGAUGAAGAGUGUGAUUAAACACUGAUUAACAAA
Messenger RNA from Osmerus eperlanus (European smelt), 1909 nucleotides. Its product is annotated as probable G-protein coupled receptor 34. The transcript has 2 exons. Gene Ontology annotation, molecular function: G protein-coupled purinergic nucleotide receptor activity. Gene Ontology annotation, biological process: G protein-coupled receptor signaling pathway. The record is from RefSeq and is a predicted model, not a curated record. Lineage: Eukaryota; Metazoa; Chordata; Actinopteri; Osmeriformes; Osmeridae. The coding region runs from base 438 to 1691 and encodes 417 amino acids. Gene Ontology annotation, cellular component: membrane.